Messenger RNA from Apus apus (common swift), 1654 nucleotides. RefSeq names its product frizzled related protein (gene FRZB). The record is from RefSeq and is a predicted model, not a curated record. NCBI's taxonomy places the organism in Eukaryota, Metazoa, Chordata, Aves, Apodiformes, Apodidae. Bases 133 to 1080 code for a protein of 315 amino acids. The transcript is spliced from 6 exons. Gene Ontology annotation, biological process: canonical Wnt signaling pathway; non-canonical Wnt signaling pathway. Gene Ontology annotation, cellular component: cytoplasm. Gene Ontology annotation, molecular function: Wnt-protein binding.
GAGGGGCCGGCCGGCGGGGCGGGUCCCCCUCGGCAGCGCGGCCGCCGCCGCCGCCGCCCCCCGCGCCCGGCUCUCGCCGCUCGGUUUUUCCGCCCCCGCCUGGGCUGGUCGGGGCGGGCGGUGUCCGGCGGGAUGUGGCGGGGGCUGGCGGUGCUGGCCCUGGCCGGGCUGCUGGUGCUGGGGCGGGCGCCGGCGGGGCGGUCGGCGGCCUGCGAGCCGGUGCGCAUCCCGCUGUGCAAGCCGCUGCCCUGGAACAUGACCAAGAUGCCCAACCACCUGCACCACAGCACGCAGGCCAACGCCGUGCUGGCGAUGGAGCAGUUCGAGGGGCUGCUGGGCACCAACUGCAGCCCCGACCUCCUCUUCUUCCUCUGUGCCAUGUACGCGCCCAUCUGCACCAUCGACUUCCAGCAUGAGCCCAUCAAGCCCUGCAAGUCGGUCUGCGAGCGGGCCCGCGCCGGCUGCGAGCCCGUCCUGAUCCGCUACCGCCACGCCUGGCCCGAGAGCCUGGCCUGCGACGAGCUGCCGCUCUACGACCGGGGCGUCUGCAUCUCCCCCGAGGCCAUCGUCACCGCCGAGGGCUCCGAUUUCCCUAUGGAUUCUAAUAAUGGCAACUGUAGAGGUGCUGGCAUCGAGCGCUGCAAAUGCAAGCCUGUCAAAGCCACCCAGAAGACCUAUCUGCGCAACAACUAUAACUACGUCAUUCGGGCUAAAGUCAAGGAGGUGAAGACCAAAUGCCAUGAUGUCACUGCAGUUGUGGAAGUAAAGGAGAUCCUAAAAUCUUCUCUGGUGAACAUCCCAAAGGAUACUGUCAACCUUCACACGAACUCUGGCUGCCUGUGCCCCCCGCUCAGCGCCAACGAGGAGUACAUCAUUAUGGGCUAUGAAGAUGAGGAGCGCUCCAGGUUACUCUUGGUGGAAGGCUCCAUAGCUGAGAAGUGGAAGGAUCGUCUUGGUAAAAAAGUAAAGCGCUGGGAUCAGAAGCUCCGACACCUUGGGAAGGGGAAGGGGGAGCCCGGACACAGCGACCUGGCUCCGAAGCCCGGCAGAGCCAGCAGUGCCCGACAAGCACGGAGUUAGAUGUGGGAUGCCCUAGGUUGACAUGCAGUGGACUAUCUACCAAGACUUCCUUGUUGAAGCAGCAGAGGAGAAAUUGCACUAUUGCACGUUAUAUUCUAUUGUUUACUACAAAAUAAUGUUUUAGCUUAUAUUAGUUUUUAUUCUCCCUCUUGUUUUCUGCCUUUUUUUUUUUUUGGAUGUGUGCAAACUCUGGAAAUACCUUUUUUUUUUUCUUUUACUGAGAAUUGUAGAAAACUGCCCUGACGAGGUGGGGAAAGAUAAGGACAUGCUGAAUUUACCCUUUUGUCUUCUGAAUCUUCUUAGGGAAAAAAUUCUGGUGCAGGCAGGAAUGAGAUCUGGCGAAGACUGUUGCUUACAGUCAUGACUCUCACUGGCUUCCUCCUCUCACUUUUCUGGUCACUGUUUGCUGGAACUCAGCAUGUUGGGGGGAGGCUGUUGAUGGGUUCUGAAGUGUUUAGUUGUUGGUUUUUUUUAUUCUGAAAUAUAUAAAGAAACAAUCUUCAGAGAACUGUUUUAAUCAGUACACCUUUGUUAAGUUUUCUUACUCAUAAAUAAACCACUUGUGUAAGCCGAA